AGUCCAAAGUUGCAGCCCCCUGGGGGUCUGGGACUAUUGGAAACUGCCAGAAAGACCUCCAUAUCAACCUUAACAAACUCCUCACCGAUAAUCAGCUUUAAUUUUAGGCAGCAUUGGCGUGAGCAUGUGCGAGAGUUCUGAGAAGUGAGGUGGGAAUCCUUGUCAAAGAAACCAUCCCCGCCCCCACACGCCACGUUGCUUCCCUUGAGUUUGACAUUUGACGAGGACCCCUCUAGCCCGUGAAGCGGCCACAAGCAUCUCUUAACAAAGGUCGGUUCCUGAAUUUUGAGAAAUUUGAAGGAACAGGGAAAGAUGCCACAGCCCAGCAAAGAGCCCUGCAAGAAGGAGGCCUGCGAUAUUCAAGCUUGCCUCUCCAAGAACAAUUUCAUGCCUCAGAGGUGCCGGAAAGUGAUUGAACAAUUGCAAUCGUGCUGUGAGAAAUGCGAGUACAAGUCAACGCAUUGUGCUUCGGUUUCUGGACUCUUGAAACAGAUAACCAAAAAAGAACAGAUACAACAGACAAAACUAAAAUCGGCUAAGCAAGGGUAAAGAACCCUAUCCAACGAAAGCCAACUCGAAAGGAGAGGGACUUACCGAACCUGCCCUACGAGGUGUGAAUUGUUGUAUCAACUGGUGGAAGUUUUGUAACAGUAAUAGGUGUAUCUGUUACUGAAAAAUAUGUAAUAGCAUGAUGGCCAUUGUAUUCAGCUCCUACCUCCGGUUUUCUUGUACUAAUAUGAUGAGGAAUCUGAGCUCAAGGUGGGCGUUUCCCACAUAAGGGUUGUUCAUUGGUUUGAUUCUGCUUAAUCAAUUAAACACCCACAUAAGGGUUGUUCA
Macadamia integrifolia is the source of this 837-nucleotide messenger RNA. Its product is annotated as cx9C motif-containing protein 4. The coding region runs from base 313 to 549 and encodes 78 amino acids. The transcript has 3 exons. NCBI's taxonomy places the organism in Eukaryota, Viridiplantae, Streptophyta, Magnoliopsida, Proteales, Proteaceae. The record is from RefSeq and is a predicted model, not a curated record.